Messenger RNA from Dimorphilus gyrociliatus, 2336 nucleotides. The record is from the annotation of a GenBank genome assembly. Lineage: Eukaryota; Metazoa; Annelida; Polychaeta; Dinophilidae.
GGAAAAGGUAUUAAAUCAAUUGAAUUUGAUGAAGGUGGAGGAUCUAAACAAAAAUGAAAUUAACAAUCCUAUCAAAGUCAAUUCUAUUAAAAAACUAGAGUUCAUUUGCAAGGAAAAAAACGCCCAAAUGUUAAUAUCUAUUUAUACAACAAUGUUAUCUAUCUACUUUCGUUGCAUAAACAUUACACAAUAUAUAGACAAAUAAUAUGUAGAUUAGGAUUAUAAUUCAAUAAAAGAUGACCUACUUUAUCUUGCAGAAAGAUGAUACAUAUGGAAGAAUCCUUAGCCUAUUAUUUCUAAUAUUCUUGUUUAUGUAAUUGUUAAAUAUCUCUGAGUAAUAUUACAUAAAUAAGUCAAUUAGAUAACUUAUAGUAAACAACUGUUCUUUUUUUAUUUAUAGAAUACACCCACCACUCGAAAGAGUAAAUUGCAUUAUGUUAAUGAGUUGUAAUUCACAAAAUAUAGAAACGUCAUCUAUUUUGUUUGGCAUGUCAGUAAGGAUUUAAGAUUAAAUUGAUAACCUACUUUUCUUCACUUUUUAGCAAUAAAAUGUAUAAAUGAAAUUGCUAUAAUAUAAAACAAGAAAAAAAAAGUAAAACAAGAUAACCAGGACACAAUUUAGCCUAUAAAGAGCUUAUUUAUAGUUUACAAAGUUGUAAUUGAAUAAUCUGUUAAGGGAUUUUGAAUGUUAGAGAGAGAGAAAAAAGGAAGAAAUAGGGAACAGAGAUAACAGAUAGUGCAAUAAGGAUUAUAAAACCGUAAAAUAUAAAUUAAUGGCCGCACCUAUUCAAAUAUAUAAAAAAACAAUAUGCUGUUCAAUUUGCGGUUUCCAGAAGAAGAAAAUUUCGAAAGGUCAGGAAUUUUGUGAAAAUUGUCAGCCGGAUCGUUGCGAACAAUUGAUGUUGAUUAAAGAUUAUUCAUUAUGGCUACAGGAGAAUUUAAUGAAUGAAAUGAAUGAAAAUCGUAAGAAAUUGAGACGGAACAGAGAGAGGUUAUUUACAGACGAUGAAAUUGACUUUAUUCUUGAAUAUAUAGAUAAAGAAGAAAAAUCAACGUUUGAGUUUAUUCUUGAGAAUGAAAAGGCUCGCUUUAAAAGAGAUUUUAACAGGCAAAUAAAAGAAUUACAAUGUAAAGUUGAGAGCUUCUUCCUAGAGAAACGAGCAACUUUAAAAAUAUUCCAAGACGAUGAACAAACAGAGAAUGCAAAUUAUAAAAAAGACAUUUCAUUAUUAAAUAAUUCCAAAUGGAUUAUAGAGAAAAAACUAAGUAUAAUCUUACGUCAUAUUACAUAUCAACCUCGUCAGUAUGCUCUGGGUAAUUUGAGUAUUACUGGAAAAUCUGUUCAAUUUGUAGGGUUACAACAAAAGGAUAUGAAGAAUUGCAAAGCUGUAAGGGGUCUUUGCGUAUUUAAUGAAAAAAUAUUUAUGAUAAAAUGGUCAAACUUUAAUCCAACUGUUUCUAUUGUUAGCGUUUACGAUCUGAAAGGAAAUUUUAUACAAAAUUUAAGCAAAACUUCUAAUGAAUUUACUGCAAUAGACGUUACAAACGAUGGUAAAUUUUAUAUUGCAGAUAUGACAAACAAUUGUGUACUAGAAUCAGUUGACUGCACUGAUUUUAAACCACUUUUUAACAUUGACCACCCUCAAGGCAUCUCAAUUGGUUCAGAUGGUAUAUUUAUAGCUUGCGACGAUCCACAAACUUCCAGAAAGCAUUUAAUUAACAUGUACAAAUUCAGUUUCGACGGUCAACUAUUGUAUCAUUUUGAAGAUAGCUAUAAGUCGCUAUUCAAGAUACAGUAACUGGUAGAAAGAUAAAUUUAUUACUGGACAAAGGCUAUACUCCUAUAGGAGUUUGUUCACUUCCCAACGAAUCAUUCGCAAUUGCCAACUAUAACAAGAAAAGUCUUUCAAUUUAUGAUAAAUCUACUUCAGAAGUAUGUCAAAUAUCUCUAAAUGAAAAACCUGUUCACUUGGCUUUCUACGAAAAUGUUAACCACUAUUUUUUAAUAUGUCAUCUUUUGGAAUAACUUUCAAUUCUAUCUUACUCUCUUCCUCCUCCUCCUCCUCCUCAUCAACCUCUUUUUCAUUUAUCUUUAUCUUCUUCAUCUUUAUGCGUUAACACUAAGAACAAAUUCAUUAAACAAGUAAACUUUUUAUUCGUUCAAAGAAGUCAAAAAGAACAUAUAGCUAUUGUGUUUAAAUAUAUCGAUAUUCUGAAAGGUGAAUUCUAUUUGAACAUAGAUUUUACUUGAAUCAUUAUUUACAUAGGCCUAAUUGUUAAUAGAAGCAUACGUAUGAAUAUUUCGAAUAUUUUUAUGUUCUACUUUCUUCUUUCAU